This is a messenger RNA of Austrofundulus limnaeus, 3932 nucleotides long. RefSeq names its product phosphorylase kinase, alpha 2 (liver). Gene Ontology annotation, cellular component: phosphorylase kinase complex. Lineage: Eukaryota; Metazoa; Chordata; Actinopteri; Cyprinodontiformes; Rivulidae. Gene Ontology annotation, molecular function: calmodulin binding. Gene Ontology annotation, biological process: glycogen metabolic process. The record is from RefSeq and is a predicted model, not a curated record.
AGAACAGAAUGUACAGAGUGGAUGUAUGGAUCAGAACCGGGACCUGUGACUGACGUACGGCCGUCCUCCCGCUGUGACACCGCUCACUAACGGGCCGCACUGGGACUGCUGCCUCUGCGGGUUCAAACCCAGCCUGUUAAUUUACUUUAACCUGUUAUUUUUGCCUGAAAACGGCCGGAUGCUACUCAGCUAGCUGAGCGUUAGCAUCUUGAGCAGCCUCUGCGGAGGUCACGCAGGCUCGGGAGGACCGGGAGGACCCGGAAGAUGGACCCCUAGUUUAUCUGUGGCUUUCAUCCCGGAGGGGUCUGAGACAGGACCCGGGUCGGGGGGCAGGUCUGCAGCUGGUGCCCGCAGGACGAGUCGUCCUCCCGGUGACAGGUGGGGAUGAGGAGCCGCAGUAACUCCGGGGUGAGGCUGGACGGGUAUGCCAGACUGGUCCAGGAGACCAUCUUGUGUCAUCAGAACCCGGUGACCGGACUGCUCCCGGCCAGCGUCCAGAAGAAAGACGCCUGGGUCAGGGACAACGUCUACAGCAUCCUGUCCGUGUGGGGGCUCGGCAUGGCCUACCGCAAGAACGCCGACCGAGACGAGGACAAGGCCAAGGCCUACGAGCUGGAGCAGAGCGUGGUGAAGCUGAUGCAGGGCCUGCUGCAGUGCAUGAUGAGACAGGUGGAGAAGGUGGAGAAGUUCAAACAAACCCAGAGUACAAAGGAUUGUCUUCAUGCCAAAUACAACACCUGCACCUGCUCCACGGUGGUCCGAGACGACCAGUGGGGUCACCUCCAGGUGGACGCCACCUCCAUUUACCUGCUGAUGCUGGCUCAGAUGACGGCCUCAGGUCUCCACAUCGUCUCAAACCUGGACGAAGUGGCUUUCAUCCAGAACCUGGUUUUCUACAUCGAGGCGGCCUACAAAGUGGCGGAUUAUGGGAUGUGGGAACGAGGCGACAAAACCAACCAGGGCAUCCCCGAGCUCAACGGCAGUUCAGUUGGGAUGGCUAAGGCAGCUCUGGAGGCCAUCGAUGAGCUGGAUCUGUUCGGUGCUCGCGGAGGACCAAAGUCCGUGAUCCACGUUCUGCCUGAUGAAGUGGAACACUGUCAGGCCAUCCUCUGCUCCAUGUUACCCAGAGCCUCCACCUCCAAGGAGAUCGACGCCGGCCUCCUGUCCGUCAUCUCCUUCCCCGCUUUCGCCGUGGAGGACGCUGACCUGGUGGCCAUCACCAAGUCAGAAAUUAUCAGCAAACUUCAGGGAUUUUUAGCACCAGGAGAGGUAGAUCCUCUCAACAGGAGAUUCUCUACGAACUUCAAACCAGAUGUUGUGGUACAAGUUUGUGUCCUCGCGGAGUCGAAGGAGAUCCAGGAGUUGUUACGAGAUCUUGGUUUUGAGGUCCAAACGAUGUUGGAGGUUCUGCCCAUCCGGGUCAUGCCUGCUCGCAUCCUGAGCCACAUCUACGUCAGACUGGGAAACUGCAGGAAGCUGAACCUGAGCGGGCGGCCCUACAGACACAUCGGGGUCCUGGGUACCUCCAAGUUCUACGAGAUCAGAAACCGCUCCUAUAUAUUUGCCCCUCAGUUUCUGGAUCAGCACCACUUCUACCUGGCUCUGGACAACCAGAUGAUCGUGGAGAUGUUACGGACCGAGCUGGCCUACCUGUCCUCCUGCUGGAGGAUGACGGGACGGCCCACCCUGACCUUCCCCAUCACUCGCAGCAUGCUGGUUGAAGACGGAGAUGCAGUUGAUCCCUGCAUCGUGGCGACUCUGAGGAAACUGCAGGAUGGUUACUUUGCAGGAGCCAGGGUGCAGAUGUCGGACCUCUCCAGCGUUCAGACCACCUCCUUCCACACCCGCCUCACCUUCCUGGAUGAAGACAGCGACGACCUGUUUGAGGACGUGGAGGAGGAAGACGAGGAGUUCAGACCCUCCGACCUUCCAGAGGAGGGCUUCAAAGACAUGUUUGACCAGUACCUGACGCAGCUCCUCCACAGCACCAGCACCACCAAACGUCACCUCCCUCCCAUCCAGAGGGGGCAGCACCACGUCUUCAGCCCUGAGCACUCCACCAGAGACAUCCUGUCCUUCAUGGCUCAGGUUCAGGGCCUAAAGAUGCCCAAGUCUUCCAUGUAUCUGCCGGUGACUCCGGUCAUGAACAAACACCGUAAAUCUCUCAACCUUSUUGUUCAUCAUCCUCCUCCUGGACCACAGGCAGCGCAGCACAAGCACAUGAGUGUUUCGGACCUGCACCUGCCUCGAGACACUCAGGGAAACACGGACUUCGCUGCGCUGACCAAGCAGCUGAAAGACUGCCCCACCCUGCAGGACCAAGCGGACAUCCUCUACAUUUUUUAUGUUCUAAAAGGACCUGAUUGGAUGGUGGAGCUGUCGGGACCAGGUCAGGGUGGGGUCACGGUGCGUUCACUGCUGGAGGAGCUGUACGUCCAGGCUGGAGUCUGUAAGGAGUGGGGGCUCAUCAGAUACAUCUCUGGAGUUUUACGCAAGAGAGUGGAGGUCCUGGCUGAGGCAUGCACAGAUCUGAUCUCCCAUCACAAGCAGCUGACCGUAGGCCUGCCUCCUGAACCGCGGGAACAAGUCAUCACCAUGCCACUCCCUCCAGAAGAGCUGAACACUCUGAUAUAUGAGGCGAGCGGUCAGGACAUCAGCAUCGCUGUUCUCACUCAGGAGAUCAUGGUGUACCUGGCCAUGUACGUGCGCUCGCAGCCCGCUCUGUUCGGAGACAUGCUCCGCCUCCGGAUCGGACUCAUCAUGCAGGUGAUGGCCACGGAGCUGGCCCGCAGUCUGCACUGCUCCGGAGAGGAGGCGUCUGAGAGCUUGAUGAGCCUGAGUCCGUUCGACAUGAAGAACCUGCUGCAUCACAUCCUCAGCGGGAAGGAGUUCGGAGUCGAGAGAAGCAUGCGUCCGAUCCAGUCCACUGCCACCAGUCCUGCCAUCUCCAUCCAUGAACUGGGUCACACCGGAGCCACCAAGACCGAACGCACAGGAAUCCACAAGUUAAAGAGUGAGAUCAAACAGCUGGACGGCUCUCGCCCGAUCAGUAUCUUCAGUGGCGGUUUCUCCUUAAGUAGCAAUGUAACGUCCCCCCGCUCCACGCGCUGCAGCAGCCCCUCCACCCCCAGUGGGAUCCUGUCCCCGGUGGGACACGGUCCAGGAGACGGGCAGCUCCACUGGGAGGAGAGACAGGGUCAGUGGCUGAGGAGACGCCGGCUGGAUGGAGCCAUCAACCGGGUCCCAGUGGGGUUCUACCAGAAGGUCUGGAAGAUCCUGCAGAAGUGCCACGGCCUGUCCAUCGACGGCUACGUCCUGCCGUCCUCCACCACCAGAGAGAUGACGGCAGGAGAGAUCAAGUUUGCCGUGCAGGUGGAGUCGGUCCUGAACCACGUCCCGCAGCCGGAGUACCGGCAGCUGCUGGUGGAGACCCUCAUGGUUCUGGGUCUGGUGGCCGACGUGGACGUGGACAACAUCGGAGGGAUCAUCCACGUGGACCGGAUCCUACAUUUGGCCAACGACCUCUUCCUCAAUGACCAGAAGUCCCUGAGCGCCGGGGAUUACGUCCUGGAGAAGGACCCGGCCACGGGGAUCUGCACCUUCUUCUACGACAGCGCCCCGAGCGGCAGCUUCGGCACCAUGACCUACCUGUCGAAGGCCGUGACCACGUCGGUGCAGGACUUCCUGCCCGGCUCCAGCUGCCUGAUGCAGUGAAGCAUCAAUCAAGCCGCACUUCCUGCUCGUUAGCGUGAUUAAUAAUUAUUUUAUUAUCUGUCCUCCGACUGCCGUUUGAAUAUAUAUUAACUGAAGUUUGACUCUAUUUAAAUUAAAUUAGUUGUUCCGCCGUGUGCGUCUAAAAACACUUUUAUAAAAAGUUUGGUUUAUUUAAAGUUUUAUCAUUUAAAAUGUGACAGUCAGCAAAUAUUAUAUAC